GAGACCCGUGGGUCCCAGAUCUCCAUGAUUCAGAGGAAAGCGAGAUCCUGAGCGGUACCUGCCCAAGGGAGGAAUCAUUCAGCCAAUUCGAAAUCUGUCCGUGGCUGAAGGAAACAGCUGGGAUUCCUGACAGAGACCUUGGGAGUUCUCCGAGUUCAGGAUUGUCCCCAGCAGAUCUUCUAAAGACACUUUAAGUGGAUGCAUCAUAUCUUCUCCUCUUUCUUCUACCAUUGCGACUUCUACUCUGAUUACCCAUGAAACUGAACAAUCCACCACCAAAAUGUGGUGGGAUGCCGAGUGAGAAGGAGGAGCACGAACCUCAGCAGGAAGAUGCUGAGCAAGACGAACCACCCGGGACAUUAUUGCAAAUAUCUGAGGAGGACGAUUCCAGGAGUCGUGAGCAGAGAGAAGGACGUGAGAGUCAGCACAGGCCAGAGAGAAAGCAGGGAAAUCAGCCAAGGGAGAAAUUGAAUAAAUCCAUUAAUAGUUGGGGACCUCACAGAUACGUCAAGGAAACCACAGCCCAGCUGAAAAUCCAGGCAGGAGCGAGAAACAACACAUGCUCCGAGUGUGGGAAAAAUUUCAGUAGCCGCUCAGUUCUUCUUAAACAUCAGAGGAUCCACACAGGGGAAAGACCCUAUGAAUGCCGCGAAUGUCAGAAAAGCUUCACUCACAGGUCAUCCCUCAUUAAGCACCGGAGGAUACACACUGGUGAGAGACCCUAUGUGUGCUGUGAGUGUGGCAAAAACUUCAUUGACCGUUCAGCUCUUAUUAAACAUCAGAAAUUCCACGCAGGAGAGAGACCCCAUGAAUGCAGUGAGUGCGGGAAACGCUUCACCCAGAGCUCGGACCUCAUUACGCAUCAGCGAAUCCACACGGGAGAGAGACCCUAUGAAUGCAGCGAGUGCGGAAAAGCUUCACUCAGCGAGCAUCCUCAUCAAACAUCGGAGAAUCCACACUGGCGAGAGACCCCAUGAAUGCUGUGAGUGCGGGAAAACCUUCACCAGAGCUCAGGCCUUGUUCGACAUCAGAUAAUCCACACGGGGC
Messenger RNA from Mauremys reevesii (Reeves's turtle), 1047 nucleotides. Its product is annotated as zinc finger protein 3-like. NCBI's taxonomy places the organism in Eukaryota, Metazoa, Chordata, Testudines, Geoemydidae. Gene Ontology annotation, biological process: regulation of transcription by RNA polymerase II. Bases 255 to 977 code for a protein of 240 amino acids. The transcript is spliced from 3 exons. Gene Ontology annotation, molecular function: RNA polymerase II cis-regulatory region sequence-specific DNA binding; DNA-binding transcription factor activity, RNA polymerase II-specific. The record is from RefSeq and is a predicted model, not a curated record.